Molecule: messenger RNA, 1790 nt
Organism: Psylliodes chrysocephalus
Lineage: Eukaryota; Metazoa; Arthropoda; Insecta; Coleoptera; Chrysomelidae
Source: the annotation of a GenBank genome assembly
AUGCCGUCUCAUAUCAAUCACCGAUGUGAUCACAAUGAGAGUAGAAGAAAAAUCUGUGCAUUGUGCGGGAGGAAAAUCAAUCGUGGUUCUAAAAGUUUGGAAUUUUUCCGUAUCACAGAUCAUGAAUUGGCGAUAAAAAAGUUCCUGAAUAAGAGUUUCAAUUUACAGGAUCCUCGUUAUCCCACAGGGGUAUGCGUUACUUGCCGACUCAUUCUGCAGGAACACAAGAAAAAUGAAAGUACGCAUCCAUUCAAAAGUAUGCCGAAUUGGGAAGAUAUUAUUCUUCAGAAAUCCACAAGAAGUAGUUCUGCACUGUGUGACUCAUCGUGUAAUUGUUACAUUUGUUUGACAGCCAGUCACAAAGGUCGAGCAAGGACAGGGAAAAAAUUGGAUAUCGGUGAAAUACUCGAUCCGUGCAUAGUUAUUCAUCGUGGUUAUGGAGUACAUGCAUCUCAACAAUCAAAAGCGAAAGCGCGGGAAAAUAUUUUAAAACUGACUAGUACUCUACCAGUGAAACAGAAAGAGCAGAUUUGUUCAUCUCUUAUCUCAGAUGUAGAAAAAGUGUGCAGGCUGGGGAUCGAUAAUGGAUUAACGAUUAGUUUGAGCACGACUGGUCGCAAUAAAACUAUUUGGCUCGAGAAACCGGAUGAAUCACCUAUAUUUUCGAUCGAAAAAUUAAAUGCCUACCAAGUUGAAUCCGGAGCAUCAGAUUUAGAAAAAAACCCUGUCAAACAGAAAAGGCCUGUCAUUUGGGGUAAUGCUGAAGAAAUCUUGGAUACGGUAAUAAGUAAACGCAAUCUUAUUGGGAAUUACCUUUUCAAAAUAAUGGCUGAUGGUGGUCAAGGUUUCUUCAAAGUAUGUAUGACCAUCAUUCCAGAGGAUUAUUUGUCCGAAUCCAUCGCAGAUUCAAAUGAAGAUCAUUCGUCGGCGAAAAAACACAAAGUAGACAAAGUAACAAGUGUCCAUAAACUAAUUAUGUUGGCAACAGUACCUGCGAUUAAGGAGAGUUAUGAGAAUGUGAAGAUAUUAUUUUUUGAUUUGAUAGUUGAUCCUCCCACAAAUGACGAGAACAACGGAUAUUUUCCCGAUGAAGAACUUCUGGCGAAGAAAACUUACGGUGAUCUGCGCAAAGAUUAUCAAGAAUUCGUAUCUUUGGGUUGCGAUAAAAAAGUUGCGAACAAGUCCAGGAGUACCAUAAAUACACCUCUAUUCGUCGAGGAUGGUAAUGUUCCAGUACUGCAGAAGUGCAUUAUCCCCGAAUUGCACAUUCUCCAAGGGUUUGUGAAUCAUUUGUUUUGGAUAGUUCUCGUACCUCUUCUCGGCAAGGAAAAAGCUCUGCUCUGGCCCCAGAAAUUAAAAUUGGUAUCAAAAAACUAUCAUGGAGAGGCUUUCGAAGGGAAUGCCUGCAGAACUUUACUUAAGCGAGCAGAUGUGCUAUUGGAACCAGAAAUCAGUGAACACUUGGGCGGAUCUCUAGCUCUUCAACCAUUCAUUGCGGCUUUUAGAGCUAUGGAUAAAAUUGUGCACUCAUGCUUUGCGGUCAGGAGGGUUCAAUCUGAAUUGAGUCAUCACAUUAAAGAUUUGAAGACAGCUCUUCUCGCAAUAGACGUAACUGAAACUCUUAAAAUUCACAUUACUCUAUGCCACAUUGAAGAAAGUCUCGAAUUCUUGAACGAUGAUGAAGGUUUUGGUUUAUGGUCCGAGCAGGCUGGCGAAUCGAUACAUAGAGAAUUCCUAAAGUUUUGGAAUAGAAUAUUUAAUUAUUUAAAAUAAACAGAGCAACCGUGGAA